AAAUAGUAUAAUUACUUACCAACGACGCGAAUUGGCUGGCGGGUGCGAGUGAUUAAUUUCGAUCCUUCCAUAGAAAGAUAAAGAGAGAGAGAGAAAAGCUUGCAACUUUGACGAUUUCGACAUCUAAAGGAUUGUAAUUGACCGCAAGAAAAAGAUUCCUCCCUCUCCCUCCCUCGGGUACACACGUCUCUUUGAACUCCCUUUUUGUUGUUCUUUGUUUGAUUGAUUGAUUCCUCAGGUUUAGUCCUUUGGACCCAUUUCUAGGUUACCCUUUUACGAUUAGGAUCGAAAAGUGUUUCCUUUUUCCGUGACUAUAUACAAGUUUUUGGUUCUUGGUUUUCGUGUUUUGUCUCAAUUAGCUCAUCAAAGCAAGAAUCUUUCAUUCAUGACGACCAAUUUCGAUGACUCUUCAAAGCAACUCGUCUUGCUUGCAUCUGUUUGUUCCGGCAUCCUCAUGUGCAAAAUCGUUUAUGACUUGACUGGUUUCAUAAGUCCUUUGCUCUUCAGUGCUUAUGGGAAACUCGACGGCAAAGUUAGAAUGGAAUGGAACAACAGGGGAUUCUCAACGUUCCAUGCUGUUUUUGUUUCGGUGGCUUCAAUCUAUCUCCUGGUGAUUUCAGAUCAGUUUGAUGAGAGUGUUCAUGGUGAUUCGGUCAUCAAUAGUACAACGAGGUUAUCCGAAUCUGUAAUGGGGAUCUCCUUAGGCUAUUUUGUAGCAGACUUAAUGAUGAUCUUUUGGCAUUUUCCUACUCUUGGUGGUGUUGAAUAUGUUUUCCAUCACUGCUUAUCGAUGUUCUCCAUCAUUCUCUCUGUCACAAGUGGACAAGCGCAGUUCUACAUAUUCAUGGUUCUCUUGUCUGAGGCCACUACCCCGUUUGUCAACCUACGGUGGUACUUGGAUGCUAGUGGUCAAAAAGGCUCUAAGGCUUACACACUCAAUGGGAUUGCCCUGUUCUUGGGUUGGCUGGUCGCGAGGAUCCUUUUGUUUAUCUACUUCUUUGUACACAUGUACUCCCAUUUCCAUCAGGUGAAGCAAGUGUUUCCACUGGGGUUUUACAGCCUUAUUGCGGUUGGACCGGUCCUGUCGGCGAUGAAUCUUCUUUGGUUCUGGAAAAUCACCAAAGGAUUGAUCAAAACAAUCUCCAAGGCGACGGGAAAGAAAAAACAGUGAUGGUCUCUGCUUGACAUGGAAAAAAAAGAUUGGGAUUGCAUUGACUUUGAUCUGUUCAUGAAAAAAAGAUCGAUUGAUAUCAUAUUGGGACGUGUCUUUGAAGCCUUUUCGGUUUUUAAGACUGCCUUUAUAUGGGAAUUGUAUAUUCACAACCUUUCAGCUGUUUCUUAGGUAUUCAACUUGUAAAGUUUUAAGCAGAAUCAGUGUUUAAGGUCACUCGGAUUUUAUUGAUGCUUCUUUUAUCA
This is a messenger RNA of Raphanus sativus (radish), 1416 nucleotides long. RefSeq lists its product as uncharacterized. The transcript is spliced from 8 exons. The record is from RefSeq and is a predicted model, not a curated record. Gene Ontology annotation, cellular component: membrane; endoplasmic reticulum. Gene Ontology annotation, biological process: lipid homeostasis. Lineage: Eukaryota; Viridiplantae; Streptophyta; Magnoliopsida; Brassicales; Brassicaceae. The coding region runs from base 386 to 1171 and encodes 261 amino acids.